AUGCCAUCGCACAGGACGCUUCCUGGCUCGCUUCUCGAAGCCAAUACACGAGCAACUGGGGUUAUAAAGGACCAACGAGCACUACCUGCUUACUCUACUGGUCACAAAGAGGACCCUUUAAACCAUCCAAAUCAACUGCUUAUCUCUUCCAUGUGCAUUCCUCAAGUUAACACACUGAAUGAGGCGCUCACUUCAACAAUGCCUGCCAACCUAAUUUUGCGCAUACGAAGCUCUGUAGGGCUGAUCCCUACUCUGUACAACGAGUACAAGACAGAGUUCGACGCCUUCGCUCAGACACUAGUGGCCAACCUGGAACGAAUACCCACACUUCCUGUUUAUUGUAAGGUUGCUGGGUCUUUCAAGAAGCGAGGAAUAGUGAAGGUCCUUCAACGGUUGAUUGUUGAUGGGUACAUAGAGCCUAUUUCUAUCACUAGAGAACAAAUAAAAACGUGGCCAGUCGCUCAUAGUAACGUUUACUCUGCGCUACCAGAUAUUUUAAACAGGCUCUUGCGUCCGGGUCUUCUAUCGAGAGCAACGACCCAGUCCCUGAGUGAGGUAGAAGGAGAGGAAAUCAUGAAACGCUCCAUUGCACUUACUUGCUACCAGCUCAAGCAGGUUACUAAUAAGAAGGAGGCACCAGCAAAUAUCAUCGUAGAGAAGCAAAGCAUAUCCACUACAUCCAAUACAAAUCCGGUAACACAAAAAACCUUGGAGCUAGAAGAAAUAGAGCACCAUUUCAUGGACUUGGACAAUGAGCAUGCAGGCUACAGUGCAAUCCCAAUGGACAUGUGCCCAUUUGACGAUAGUGUUGCCUCUAGUGACGAGUCAAACACUGCAGAGCCUCCACUAAAGGCAUACUCCAACAUUGAGCACUUUUACAGCGAUGUCUUUGGCCCACUAGAGAAGCACCCAAGCUCAGAAGGCCAACAAAAAAAGAUCUGCACAAGAGACGAGGCGUCGUCCCACACAGAGGUCUCCACCCCGCUACUAUCCAUUUCAAGUAGCGUAUCAGAGGAAACAAUAGCGGCAUACGUAAUUCCUGUUUUUAAGAAUUGUCCAUAUUUCAGGAGGUAUCCUUCUGUAAAGUUCUACAGAGAGUUUAUCAGAGAGCUAUAUGCAUCACUAUGCAAAGCACGGCAACGGAAGUGUCCAUCUGUUGUAGCUGUCCCUCCUGAAGUACUAGAAAAACUUGUGGCAUCUUACAAUUGCAAGAAUAAGGAGAAGUUAAUCGGAAAGAAAAAGAAGAUAACCAAAAUUGCAGAUGUGAGAUUGGCGCUGGAAGGAUACAUUGGUAGAGGAAAGAAGGGAAACGCAUUCUAUAAUAUUCAGCCAGAGAUAAAGGUUAAUGAACGAUGCUACAUAUAUAGAAGCGAGCUUCUUCAGAUGGUGAGCACAUACCAGACUGCCCCUCCAUUGAUGGGUAUGCUUGGUCAUUACUGUGGAGCCCAAACCAUGACUGCAUACAUGCAACGUAUCUCUACUGUGUUUGAGUUGCCCAGAGAAGAAGUUAUUAUUUUGGGGAUAGAAUCAUUUAGUUGUCCCCGCACAGCACAGGACGAUGAAAAUUGGGCGGGGUUUUGCUGUAUUCACGUCCAAAAAGUAAGUGACGAGGCCACGGCAACCAUCCCAUACCUACCGAUAGGAGUUUCACGUGUGGGAUCCUUCAUAGUGACAAGUGACCAGGCUGCCAAUAUAACACUAGAAGAAAUCUAUCCUGGCACGGCUGUACGUUCUCCUGUGGCGCGAUAUGAUGCAUCCCUUGGCGGGAUGCAGCUAACGCUCCUACAAUCAACAGUGGUUAACGUGAGACAAAACUCGCUGGUUAUAGUCGGCAUGGAUAUACGUGACUCCAUCACAGAUGCACCCUCUUCAAGGCGACACAAUCUUCUUAACGUGCCCCGGGACGGGGAAAUCCUCUGUCACAGCGCCAACAUUUUUAUGCGGAGCAGAUGGGACGUAUUCAUGGCCUCCAACUCUGAAGAUGGCAUCAUGUUACCCCAGCGUCUAUGUGCAAAGUCAGUCUGCGAUGUUCAGACGAAUAAGAAUGUGUAUAUGACCGACUACUUGUAUAACAAAAGACUACGGAAAACAAAAUUGUUUAGAACGCUAGAUUGCACGGUACAUGAACUUCUUGGACAGAAGUUCCAGCUCAUGCAGCUUGAGUCUGCGCGCGAAGCUCUCUGUAAGGCCAAAAUACAGGACGCUAAUGAAGUAGUGGUGUGCGAAAAUAGCCUCUUUAUAUUAUCCGCCCUCAUGAUACACCCUGCAUUGAUCUGUCUUUUAGAAGCGGACGAUCGACGAAAUGUGCAGACAAUCUACGGCCUUGCAUCUGAUAGUUCAAUAUACACUAAUCCAAAGAAGCUAGAAAUAGAAGUCAGAAAUAUCUUCAAACGCUAUGAGGCCGAGCAAGAGAACUUGCCACCUGGGUCAGCUCAGGCUCUAGCCUAUGACGCCAUAAGGACAUACUUUCUGGACCUCAUGAUACUGUAUGCUCUAUAA
This is a messenger RNA of Giardia duodenalis, 2499 nucleotides long. RefSeq lists its product as uncharacterized. The transcript has a single exon. The coding region runs from base 1 to 2499 and encodes 832 amino acids. NCBI's taxonomy places the organism in Eukaryota, Fornicata, Diplomonadida, Hexamitidae. The record is from RefSeq and is a predicted model, not a curated record.